AACCAUAAGAAGAAGUUGAUAAAAAUGUAUCAACGGCUAUUCUAAUUUCUGUCUUUGUACAUUUCUCUAGAAUCUUUCUCUGUUUUUCUCUGUGACGGCGUAGAGGGAUUUGUCAGAACGACUGUAGUUAUAGAGAAAGUAACUUGUCUGUGGGAACAGAAUGGAGCACACCUUGUUCUGUUUGCUACUAUUGCUGAGUACACACAUCUACUCUGGACACUCUGACGAUGACGAUGGACAGGCAAAGGCUGUUCUGACCAAACACCCCAAAUCCUCCCAGAUAUUCAGUGGAGAAUCUGUCACUUUCAGAUGCAACAUACAGAGGGGAGAAGUCACUGACUGGAAAUACACAUGGCGCAAGGAUGGUGUAGACUUCCUCAGUAGGAAGCAUGAAUAUGAGAUCAGUGAGGUUAAGAUUUCAAACAAUGGUGACUACAGGUGUCUGGGUACACAUAUUGAUCAGAAGAAGCAUUCUAAGUGGAGUGAUGCUGUCAGACUGACAGUGACAGCUCUUCCUGAAACUACACUGACCGUACAUCCAAACCCUGCAUACACUGGAGAGACAGUAACUCUGACGUGUUCAGUCGGCAGUGGCUGGAACUAUACAUGGUACAAAGACAACACUAAGAAAGUAUUGACCUUCUCUGGCAGACACACUACAACAGGAACCACGUUCACCAUCAGGAGAGCUUCUGAUUCUGACCAGGGUUUCUACUGGUGUCAGGGAGAGAUCCAGUCCAGAUCCAUAUCAUCCAUCAUCAGUGAUCCUGUCACAAUCACUGUGAAAGCCCUGCCCAAAGCUACACUCAACAUAACACCAAAACCUGCAUACACUGGAGAGACAGUAACUAUGACGUGUUCAGUGGGGUCUGACAGUGGCUGGAGCUAUACAUGGUACAAAGGCAACACUAAGAAAGUAGUGACCGUGUCUGGCAGACACUUGACAACAGGAACCACCUUCACCAUCACUAGUGCUGCUGAGUCUGACCAGGGUCUCUACUGGUGUCAGGGAGAGACCCAGUCCAGAUCCAUAUCAUCAAUCAUCAGUGAUCCUGUCACAAUCACUGUGAAAGAGAGACCUGCGGCUGUUCUGACCCUCCAACUCAACUGGCCCCAGAUUUUCAGUGGAGAGACUGUUACUCUCAGAUGUGACAUACAGGGGGGAGAAGAGAUUGAGUAUGCUUUUUAUAACAGUGGGAAGUUGGUCUACACCAAAACAGAGCCUGAGUACAGAAUCGAUCCUGCAAAGAAUGGUUUAUAUACCUGUGAAGGUCUUCAGAAAAGAAAUGGCUUAAAACACUCCCAGACAAGUAAUGAUAUACAAUUAACUGUGUUAGAUCAACCCCAAGCUGUCCUGAUUGUCUCUCCUCAGUGGCUGAACCCUGGAGACUCUGUUACUCUGAGCUGUGGGGUUAAAGAGUCAUCUACAGGCUGGAGGUUCUUCUGGUACAGAACUGUUCCCUACACAGCUGGGUUACUCUCUCUGUCAGAUAGGUCCUACUCUGUAGAGCCUCUAUCUGGCAAUGGGACUAGUGAAGACUCCUACACUCUGAUCCCUGCUGGUCCUAGUCACACAGGAGGAUAUGUGUGUAGAGCUGGAAGAGGAGACCCAGUUUAUGACACACUCUACAGUAAACCUCAGUUUCUCUGGUCAGGAGAACCGCAACCUUCGGUGUCUCUCAAAAUGAAACCUAACAGAACUCAACACUUUACAUCAAAGUCUCUCUCACUAAGCUGUGAGGAGAAGGGGAACACUAUUGGAUGGAAACUGAAGAGAUACAGAGAGAAAGCAGUGGAGUCAGAGUGUGGCUCUAUCUGGGGAUCAAUAGCAGGAUCCAAAUGUACCAUAAUGUUUAUAUUCUCAUGGGACAGUGGAGUGUACUGGUGUGAGUCUGGAUCAGGAGAGUACAGUAAUGCUGUCAACAUCACAGUGGCUGUUGGCCAUCUGAUCCUGGAGAGCCCUGCCUAUCCCAUAACUGAGGGAGACUCUGUGACUCUACGCUGUACACAUAGAUAUCAGGAAACAAACCCAAUACCGAAGGUUGAUUUCUACAAAGAUGGAGUACUCAUCAGGAAUGAGACCACAGGAGAGAUGACCAUCCCUGCAGUGUCCAAGUCAGAUGAAGGCUUCUAUAAGUGUAAAUCUAAUAAAGCAGAGUCACCAGAGAGCGUGGUGAGAGUGAGAGGCGUAACUCCUGGACCCUCUACAUCAGACCCAGUAGGAGUGGUUGUGGGCCUGGUUGUUGCUGGUGUUCUACUGACCAUUCUCCUGGUACUGCUGUGUCGAUAUAAAAAUGCCAAAGAUUCCUGUUGCAACAGGACAUUCUCGCUCCCCCAGCCCCAGAGCACCAACCAACAGGACCAAGAAUCUACCCAGGGACGGGCUCCUGAUCCUGGGUAUACACGUAUGCAGCAUGGUGGCGCUAACAUCUACGAUACAAUCACUCCCCCAGACAAUAAUGACAAUGAUGCUGGUGCUGCUACUGCUGGACCAAGUGAUGUGAUGUACGCCCAGAUUCAACUCAAAGAGUUGGACAAGAAAAAGAAAAAAAUGCCAGCUGAUCCAAAAGAAAAUCCAGUCUAUUCUGAGGUCAAGACAGGGAAGGCCACAGCUUAAACAGAAGGCCAAAGCCAAAGAAGAAAGGUAAGACUAGACAUCCCUCCAUAUUUCCCCUCACUCCUCUUUUUAUUUUACCUUUAUUUAAAUAGGCAA
Molecule: messenger RNA, 2713 nt
Organism: Oncorhynchus mykiss (rainbow trout)
Lineage: Eukaryota; Metazoa; Chordata; Actinopteri; Salmoniformes; Salmonidae
Product: Fc receptor-like protein 5
Biological process (GO): immune response; cell surface receptor signaling pathway
Cellular component (GO): external side of plasma membrane
Molecular function (GO): transmembrane signaling receptor activity
Source: RefSeq, a predicted model, not a curated record